AUGCCAUCUUUGUCGUACUUUUUAAAUAGAGCGCAGGAACUGUGCGAUACGAUACAGAACCUUGAGUUUAAGGCGCCCGGGAUCUUCACGAACUCGAUUAUCGCAGAACCAUCCAUCACGACGCUUUUGAAGGAUGCAGAGGACCAUGAACUGGCGCUUUAUAGGAUCAGGAAACCGGCAGCUAGCAGACGGAGGCCAAUUUCAAGUUUACAGAGCAGCUUGGCGUCAAAAGGUGCCAAUGAUUAUAGCAAUGCUGUACGAGAAGACGGGCUAAACUAUAAGCCAGAGAGAGUGGAUGGUAAGACGUACUAUGUCGACCAGAGUUUCCACGAGUUUAUGGAUCCUGAAGACGAGCAUAAUGGCGAGGAGGAGCUGCUGCAUAGAAAGAGGACUGCUGUGUGGGUGCCCGAGAUUGUACCUACCAAGAAGCUUAGGGGACCGGCAGCAGUGGCAGGCUCUUCUAUGAGCCCUCCCUCAUCUCCUACCAAGCUAUUCUCACGAAUUGACAUCGAAGGCGGCGACAUUGAGCAUAUUUGUUCAGAGGCCCUUGAAAUAAUACGGAGGUACCCCAGUCUAGUGAGCGAAGAGGAGGAUGCCAACCUCUUGGCGUACCGCAAGAAGUUGUUAUCGCUUAUAAAGGAAGUGAAGGAUUUAGAGGAAGUGGAAGGGAAGCAGGCGCGUCAGUUGGCUGAGUAUAACUUUGCUUUGAAUGAUGCGCUACUCUUGAGUUCACCGCUGAGAGCGGUUUUGAGAGAAGAAGAGGAAGAAGUAGAAGACGAAGAGGAGGAGGAAGAGGAGGAGGAGGAGGAAGUGGAUAUAGAUGCUCUUCUUGAACAAGAGGAGCUGGAGAUUGAGGAGCUAGAAACAAAGUUGGAGCAAAUCAACCAAGAAUAG
This is a messenger RNA of Dujonia railenensis, 894 nucleotides long. Lineage: Eukaryota; Fungi; Ascomycota; Pichiomycetes; Serinales; Debaryomycetaceae. The record is from the annotation of a GenBank genome assembly.